Molecule: messenger RNA, 5688 nt
Organism: Seriola aureovittata
Lineage: Eukaryota; Metazoa; Chordata; Actinopteri; Carangiformes; Carangidae
Gene: grm1b
Product: glutamate receptor, metabotropic 1b
Exons: 9
Coding region: 386-3898 (1170 amino acids)
Biological process (GO): regulation of synaptic transmission, glutamatergic; G protein-coupled glutamate receptor signaling pathway
Cellular component (GO): postsynaptic density membrane
Molecular function (GO): adenylate cyclase inhibiting G protein-coupled glutamate receptor activity; G protein-coupled receptor activity involved in regulation of postsynaptic membrane potential
Source: RefSeq, a predicted model, not a curated record
GGGCACUGCAGUGACUGUGACCCGCUUUCAAGAUGCAGUGAGGAAGAGGAGAAGAAGGGGGCACCUCAUGAUCAGUGCAGAGAGACACAGAGAGACACACAAGGGGGGAGAGAGAGAGAAAGAGAGAGAGAGACGGCGAGAGAGAGAGAGACGGCGAGAGAGAGAGAGACAGUCAGUCCCACCGUGUUUUCGCAGCAGAGGAACUGGAGUCCAGUCUGGCUGCUUCAGAGGAGACACAGACCCGCUAUGUCCCGAACUGCCUGGUGCAGGGUGACAACACUGAAGGAGAAGCAGCUGAGUUAAUUGCCAUUUCAUCCUAAAGAGGAUUGAUGGACCUCCAUUAUGGCCAAGUGGACAUGAUUCUACAUUCAGCUCCUGUGGCACAAUGUCGAAUAUGAUUUACCUGACUGCCAUUUUGUACUUGCCUGUUUUACUGUUUGAGGCAUUUGUGUUGUCCAAAGGCAAGUAUGAGAGGUCAGUGGUGCCGAGUUCUGCCUCUCGCCUGGUGGCGAGGAUGGACGGGGAUAUUAUAAUCGGCGCCCUCUUCUCUGUUCACCACCAACCAUCAGCUGAGAAGGUGGCAGAUAGGAAAUGUGGGGAGGUCCGCGAGCAGUACGGCAUCCAAAGAGUGGAGGCCAUGUUCCACGCCUUGGAUCGGAUUAACUCUGACCCAAACCUGUUACCCAACAUCUCCCUGGGCUGUGAGAUCAGGGACUCCUGUUGGCAUUCCUCUGUGGCUCUGGAGCAGAGCAUCGAGUUCAUACGAGACUCCCUCAUCUCCAUCCGGGAUGACAAGGACGGCUCCAGGUGGUGCAUCGAGGGGGUUCCUUCCAGUCAGCCUCCACCAACCAAGAAGCCCAUUGCAGGGGUCAUUGGGCCUGGGUCCAGCUCUGUUGCAAUUCAAGUCCAAAACCUUCUGCAGCUGUUUAACAUCCCUCAGAUUGCCUAUUCUGCAACCAGUAUUGACCUCAGUGACAAGACUUUAUUUAAGUACUUCCUCAGGGUGGUGCCCUCAGACACCCUUCAAGCCAGGGCCCUUUUGGACAUCAUCAAACGAUACAACUGGACCUACGUGUCUGCAGUGCACACCGAGGGUAACUACGGUGAAAGUGGGAUGGAAGUGUUCAAAGAUCUCGCCUCGCAGGAAGGCAUCUGCAUCGCCCAUUCUGACAAGAUCUACAGCAACGCUGGCGAGAAGCACUUCGACAGGCUGCUGAGGAAGCUGCGGGAGCGUCUGCCUAAGGCCCGAGUUGUUGUCUGCUUCUGUGAAGGCAUGACAGUCCGAGGGCUGCUCAUGGCCAUGAGACGGCUCGGAGUAGCUGGAGAGUUCCUCCUAAUUGGCAGUGACGGCUGGGCAGACCGAGUCGAGGUGGUCGAGGGAUAUGAACAGGAGGCUGUGGGCGGCAUCACCGUGAAGCUGCAGUCUGAAGAGGUCUCCUCCUUCGACGACUACUUCCUGAAACUCAGGCUCAGCACCAACACCCGCAACCCGUGGUUCCCUGAGUUCUGGCAAUACCGGUUUCAGUGCCGCCUUCCCGGACAUCCGCAAGAGAACAUGAAUUAUGCACGGAACUGCUCAGGUUAUGAGAAUCUGGAGGACAACUAUGUUCAAGACAGCAAGAUGGGCUUCGUCAUCAACGCCAUCUACGCCAUGGCCCACGGGCUGCAUGACAUGCACACUCACCUCUGCCCCGGCCACGUGGGGCUCUGUGAGGCCAUGAAGCCCGUCGAUGGCAGCCACUUACUGGACUUCCUACUCAAGACGACCUUCAUGGGUGUUUCUGGAGAGGACAUAUGGUUCGACGAGAACGGAGACUCACCUGGGAGGUAUGAGAUUAUGAACUUCCAGCGUGUAGAGCCUGGUGUUUAUGACUACAUCAACACUGGCUCCUGGCACGAGGGCUUACUCAGUCUUGACGAUGACAUGUUCCAGAUGAACCACAGUGACAUGGUCCGCUCUGUCUGCAGUGAGCCCUGCUCCAAAGGAGAGAUCAAGGUGAUCAGGAAGGGAGAAGUGAGCUGCUGCUGGAUCUGCACAGCCUGCAAAGAUAAUGAAUACGUCCAGGAUGAGUUCACAUGCAAGGCCUGUGAGCUGGGCUGGUGGCCUGAUGAGGAACUGGAAGGCUGUGAGCCAAUCCCCCUGCGCUACCUGGAGUGGAGUAACCCAGAGUCCAUUAUCCAGGUGGUCUUCUCCUGUGUGGGCAUCCUGGUUACAUCAUUUGUUGCCUUUGUCUUUGUCUUGUACCGCGACACGCCUGUGGUCAAAUCCUCCAGCCGGGAGCUCUGCUACAUCAUCUUAGCAGGCAUCUUCCUGGGCUAUGUGUGUCCUUUCACCCUCAUCGCCCGCCCCACCGUGGCCUCCUGCUACCUCCAGCGGCUUCUCGUUGGACUCUCAGCCGCCAUGUGCUACUCCGCCCUGGUGACCAAAACCAACCGCAUUGCCCGCAUCCUGGCAGGCAGCAAGAAGAAGAUUUGCACCAGGAAGCCGAGGUUCAUGAGUGCUUGGGCUCAGGUGGUUAUCGCCUCCAUCCUGAUCAGUGUCCAGCUCACCUUGGAGGUUACCCUCAUCAUCAUGGAGCCGCCUGAACCCAUCAAAUCCUACCCCAGCAUCAGAGAGGUCUUCCUGAUCUGCAACACCAGCAACCUUGGUGUUGUUGCCCCUCUGGGCUACAAUGGCUUGCUUAUCAUGAGCUGCACCUAUUACGCCUUCAAGACCCGCAACGUCCCCGCAAAUUUCAACGAGGCCAAAUACAUCGCCUUCACCAUGUACACCACGUGCAUCAUCUGGCUGGCGUUUGUGCCAAUCUACUUUGGCAGCAACUACAAGAUCAUCACAACAUCCUUCUCCGUGAGCCUCAGUGUGACUGUGGCUUUGGGCUGUAUGUUCACACCAAAGAUGUACAUCAUCAUAGCCAAACCGGAGCGAAACGUGCGCAGUGCGUUCACCACCUCUGACGCUGUGCGCAUGCACGUCGGCGACGGCAAAAUCGCCUGCCGAAGCAACAGCCUGCUCAACAUGUUCAAGAGGAAGAAGAACGCUGGGAACGGCAGUUCUAAUGGAAAGUCUGUGUCAUGGUCUGAACCAGGUGCAAGACAUCCUCCAAAAGGGGAUCACAUGUGGCACAGACUGUCAGUGCAUGUGAAGAGACAGGAAGCAGGUUCCAAUCAGAUGGCUGUCAUCAAACCCUUAACUAAUACCUACCAUAACACAGCACUGGAGUUCUCAGACCUCAGCACUAAGACUUUGUACAAUGUGGCUGAGGAGGACGAGAGUGAGCCGAUCACAUACAACCCCCCCGCCACUCCCCCCAUGAUGACCCACGGGCAGAUGCCUGCUUGUGGGCUGAUUAAAGAUGUGGGCGAGGAGGUGGAGCUCUAUACCCCUGAGCAUCUUCAGAAAAAUAGUAUUAUCCCCCAACAUGUCAUCGUGGACCACCUACAGGAGGAGGUGGUGGUGCGCAAAUUCAACAGUGACAUCCCUCAGCUCAAUGAUAUGAUAAGCAUGCCUGAGGCCGUGAGCGGCGGCAUGCCCGUGUACCACCAGGCCCACCUCAUCCAGCAGGACCCGGUCCUGCCCGCCCAUCUCGACCCGUUCGACGAGGAGCCCGCCUCCCCUUUAGAGGAGGACGAGAUGGAGAACGAGCAGUUCGGCCUUCUGCACGGCUACAUGUACAACAACGCACAGAUUCACGACGAGGAGGACCUGGUCGAGGUCAAAUUAGCUAUGGGGGACUCUCUGGCUCUGAUGCCCCCCUCCCCCUUCCGAGAUUGCGCUGCUCCUCCCGUGAGCCCCUUCCCCAACUCGCCGGUGUCCGAGUCGAUUCUGUGCACUCCUCCAAAUGUGACAUACGCCUCUGUCAUCCUCAAAGACUUCAAGCAAAGCUCCUCAACUCUGUGAGGGCACACGCUUAAAAUAUUGCCAGUUGUACUAUAUUUUCCAAUUUAUAAUGACUUGUGCUGUAUAUGAUGAUAUAUAUAUAGGAAAAAGUCAUCCUGUGGUCUUACAAGUCAUUUUUCACUCUAUAGAUUAAUAGCUUUUACAUGAUAAGGGUGAAACACAAAGCGCCACAUUUUAAAAUUCUUUUAGAUGUUAGAUGAAAGAAUUUGCCUAUUACAAACAUAUAUUUCUAUGCUAACAUAAGCUUUUAGGAUAAAAAUAGACUUUCUUCUUAUGAGACCAAUAACUAAGAUUGUCUAUGUAUGUACUUUUAUGAAUUAAUGUCAUUUAAAUAGAUUUAUCUGACAAACAUAGGUGAUGUAACAAGCAGGUGAGUUUUAAACAGGGCGACUUAAUGGUGAAUAUAGUUUGUAUGUGACGCAAAACGAUUCAAUUUGACAGUAUUUUAAGAAAAUGUGUUUGUGUUACUCAGUACGUGUUUUAUCAGGAAGAGAAAGACAUGAAGAGAUUUAAAGGACCAGUUUGACAUUUUGGGAAGUAAGCUUAUUCACUUUCUUGUGGAGCAUUGACGACAAGAUUGAUACCACUCUCAUAUUUGUCCAAUGAAUAUAAAGUUACAGUUACAGCCAUUAGCUCAGCUUAACAACGGGGAAACAGCUAGCCUGGCUCUGUCUGAGGUGAUGUACUAGCACCACUAACCACCACUUUUCUGGGAGUUACAGGGGCUAUUUCUUGGCUGGUGCAGUAAUUUCUUCUGCCGGUUGCCUGGAAACCUCAAUGCAUCCAGCCAAAAAAAUACCCCGCCAAGUUUAACUCUCACAGAAUCACAAAUUGUUGUUUGUACACUAUGAUUUUUGUAUGAAACUAACAAGAUCUAUCUUCUGUAAUUACUGAGCUUAAGAGAUACCGGUAGGCAGAUUUUGUUACCUUUGGACAGAGCUAGGCUAGCUGUUUAACUUGUUAGCUAGUCUUUAUGCUAGGCUAAGCUAGGCUAAGCUAACCCGCUGCUGACUGUAGCUCCACAUUUAGUGUAGAGACAAAAGAGUGAUAUCGGUCUUCUCACUGAAAUCUUGGAAAACAGAAAUUUAGCAUCUUUCUCCAAAUAUCAAACUACUUUUUUUUAGGUAGUUCAGAAGAAAAAACUUCUCCUUUCGAAGGAAUUUAAAAGUUGACAUGUCAACAUGAUUUCAUGUUGGAAAAAAAAACAAAACAAUUAUCUGUGAAUUUCUGAUUGAUACAGUACUGCCAGGCGAGUGCACCGUCUGUAUCACGAAUGUAGCAGGACGUUCAAGUGCCACAUUUUCAUUAAGAUGCUUUUUUUUUUCUUUUGUACAUUUAUCUCAUUUCUAUGGUCUUGAAAUGCCAGUGAAACUAGUUUCAAAUUUGUAUCUUUUAUAAUUAGACAUCCGAUUUCAUAAUUGUAUAAAUUUAUGUAUAAGAUAAAUGAUAUACAUAUGUUUUGUGAAUGUAUGAAUUGUGUAUCAUAUUUUGGUAUUCAGAUGAUAUCCGUAUCCAUUACAGUAUUAGACAGAAGUCAUUAGCCGUGUAUGCUUAUAUUGUGUGACUGGCUGUGUACAACAAUCAAUUUCCUAAAUAUUAAGACUUUAACAGCCUAUUGAAACCGUAUAAUGUGAUAAAGCGCUACUGUUAGUAAUAUUCUGAAUAAGCUAUUUGCAGCCUGAUAUAUACACAGUAUAAAUUAAGUCUGCCAUUUUAAACCAAUAUUUACUGUAGAGCAUUUGAAGAAUACUUGUUUGACUGGAGUAAAUUAAAUAUUUUUUAUGCUUUUG